Molecule: messenger RNA, 1255 nt
Organism: Prunus mume (Japanese apricot)
Lineage: Eukaryota; Viridiplantae; Streptophyta; Magnoliopsida; Rosales; Rosaceae
Product: ethylene-responsive transcription factor 3-like
Biological process (GO): regulation of DNA-templated transcription
Molecular function (GO): DNA-binding transcription factor activity; DNA binding
Source: RefSeq, a predicted model, not a curated record
AAAGGAAGAAACAAAGAAGGAAGGAAAAGAAGGAAAAGGAGCUUACCAAAAAGCCAAUUUCAUCUCAGCCAGAGAACGCGGAACCCCAAAAAAAUAAAAAAUAAAAAAAUAAAAACAAUUAUUUUUUAUUUUUAUCAUUAUCAUUAAAUAUAUUUUUGUGUAGAAGAGAAGGUGGUGCUGGUGCCAUCCAGUUCUUCUCCCACCCAUCCCUAAAAAAAACCUCCCCAUAUCCUCUCUCUCUCUCUCUCUCUCUGUCUCAAUCUCAAUCUCCCCAUCUCUCAAUUUUCAUCUUCCAAAUCUCUCCCAGACCCAAUUCUUUCUAUGACCAUCAGACCCUAAAAAAACCUUCGAUUCUUGGCCAUGAGGAGGGGCAGAGGAGCCGCCGCCAGAGCCGCAGCAGCGACGCCGGCAGAACCCACCGGAUCCAGGCCCAAUAUCGCCAACGAGGUCCGGUAUCGGGGGGUCCGCAAAAGACCAUGGGGACGGUUCGCGGCCGAGAUCCGAGACCCGUGGAAGAAGACCCGGGUUUGGCUCGGCACCUUCGACUCGGCCGAAGACGCCGCUCGAGCCUACGAUGCCGCCGCUCGCAUCCUCCGCGGCCCCAAAGCCAAGACCAACUUCCCGGUCUCAUGUGCUUACCCUCCUCCCUUCUACAACAACCCGACCGACCAGGCCAUUGAGACGAAGCUUUUCGGGUCGGGUUAUGGGUUUCAGGACCACCCGGUUGUCGAUCCGCAGAGGCCCACGUCCAGCAGCCUCAGCUCCACCGUCGAGUCGUUCAGUGGGCCCCGGCCGCCGCCUCAGUCUACUACGAUUGCCGCCGAGUCGUCUCGGCGGAAACGACAGCCGAGGACCCCGCCGGUUGUUCCCGAGGACUGCCACAGCGACUGCGACUCCUCGUCUUCAGUUGUGGAGGACGACGGGGAUUUCGCCGCGUCGUCGUCGUUUCGGAAGACCCUGCUGCCCUUCGAUCUCAAUUUCCCGCCGUUGGAUGAGGAGGGGGAGUUGGGCGGUGGGGACGGUCAGGAUCUAAGAUGUACGGCUCUAUGCCUCUGAUAUUGUUUGAUGUUACUAUGAUGUUGAUCUUCGUUUGAUGAAGAUGAUGAUCAAUGAUUCAAUUUUUUUUUUUUUUCCCUUUUAAAUUUUUAUAAUCUCUUUUCUUUUUUUCAUUUCUAUUAUUAUUAUUGUGCGGAGGAAAAUGAAAAGAAGAUGGUUAGAUUAGAAGAUUAUGGUAAGAUGAUCUUAUCUCUGUAUU